Bursaphelenchus okinawaensis is the source of this 2249-nucleotide messenger RNA. The record is from the annotation of a GenBank genome assembly. NCBI's taxonomy places the organism in Eukaryota, Metazoa, Nematoda, Chromadorea, Rhabditida, Aphelenchoididae.
AUGGCUUGUGGUCAAGUACAAUGUCAGAUUCCAGUAAGAUCCUGAAGAUUUAGUUUUAGUGUUUUUAGGAAAAGAACUGGAAUGUGGACAAUUGGAACAACGAGGUGUUCAAGUACGAAAGAGACACAUUAAUAAAAAACAAACUCGGUUUGAUUGUAAAUAAAAGGUAACAGCAAGUUUAUAAUUAAGAAAGUAAAUCAAAAGACUUCACUGUUCUUACUCUAACAAGCAUCUUAAGUUAAGUUAAAAUUUAAUAGUUUACGUAAUUUUAGGUAUGAGAUUGUGCAAAGGAUCGAUGCCGGUGCUUUUGGUUCGACGUAUGUUGGAGAAGAUUUGAUGAAUAACAGGCAACGAGUGGCAGUCAAGUUUGAUACUGGAAGGCCGGAGUUCACGAGAUGUAAGUGAAUGCAGAAAAAAUACCUUCUUAACAAUCAAAGAUGUGAAUUUCCUAGUUAAAGACGGUACAUCAUAUAACUUCUCACUUAUAUAUCACACCUAACUCAAUAAUUUCAGCCAAACGCGAUGAAAACCAUUUAAAGUACGAGUUCGAGGUGUACAAGUCAGCAUUAGUAAGUGUACCAUUAAGUAAAAGUAUUCGAAAUUUAGUACAAUGAAGGAUCAGACACUGUAGAAGGCUACGCCAAAGUGCACUGGUUCGGCUAUCAAUACAAGCAUAAUAUUCUGGUUAUGGAGCUACUGGGGGCUUCUGUUGCGUCACUGUUCAACUUUUGUAACCGAAAGUUUGGCUGGCAGGUGGGUGUUUACAAUUUCACGUAAUAGUAAUGUAGUUGCGCAACUUUCAAAAAGUUGACGUCACAUCAUCGAAGCUGUACGAUUACCUUAACCCUCUAAACCAUGCUUUUCAGACGAUAUUAUCAUUGGCACAACAAAUGCUUCACAGAAUCCGCCACCUACAUUACCGUGGCUUCAUUCAUCGUGACAUAAAACCAGAAAACUUCUUGAUGGGUCUGAACCAAAAAGAAACAACUUGUUACCUAAUUGACUUUGGAUUGGCAAGACGAUACCGCUACAGGAAUAACGAAGACCGUAAACUAAAGCACAUUCCUUUCAAACGAGGACGUUCCUUCAUUGGCACGGCCAAGUAUGCAUCCAUAAAUAGUCAUCGUAACGUGGAACUGUCACGACGAGAUGAUCUGGAGUCUCUUGGUUAUGUUAUAAUCGAAAUGAUGAACGGUAGCCUGCCGUGGAAGAAUAUCUGUAGACGGAACCAGGUCAGCAAACAACUCACCUUCCAGAGGAUCCGAGUAUCCAAGGAACAGACCAACUGGAGAGACGUUUGUCCUCCAAUGGCCGACUUCAUACGAUACUGCAGAGAGAUGUCGUUUACAGAAGAACCCGACUACGAUAGGGUUCUGUUCCUGCUACGGAAGGGCAUCUCGGAACAACCUCACAAUGAAUUCGGUCUUCUGGGACCAAAAUGUGAUUCCUGUUCUGUUGUGAAAUGUCAGAGAUUGACCAAGAGUAUGUUCGAAGACUCAGGUCUACAAGAUCUGAACAGUCUGACUACAGAGAUGACAUUAAACGACCGAGAAGACGACGACAUUGAAGAAGAACCGUCAGACAAUCACCUAAACGUAAGACGAGAUGUUACCGUUCCAAAAUCACACUCAAAUUUGGAACGAUUCCAGCACAACGUUCCUUCAGAUGGGCUGAAACCUUGUUUGAGUGCGCAGACAGAGCUUCGGUCAGUAUCGCCCGCUUCGUCGAUGAGAACGAGGGAGGAAGAGGAAACAGAAUCCGUAGCCAGCUGUCAACAUUGUCGAGAGCGACAACAACAGUUCUUCGACCAGGAAUCGGUCGGUGGUUUGAAGUUGAGUUGGCAAAUCUGGAGGGAUAGUAAUGCUGAAAACAAAUUUGAAUACGACAAUAGGUUUGGGUAAGAGAAGUCAAUUUACAAAACAAUGUUAUCCAAAUAGAAACGAUUGCCAAUAUUAACAUACGCUUCUUUCAGCUGGACGUUGCCUUGCAUUCGACCAAACCAAUACAAGAACCUGGUCCCUCCCCACCCUCCGCCUUCGUUACCGGUGAAGCAAUGUGUCAACAUAUACACGAUCCCCCCUCCUCCAUUCCACAUUCCCCCGCCCACCCAUGUAUAUACCCCCUUCAACGUUUGUUCUCCCUUUGUGGCCGCAGGUAUGAUAGCAAGGCCUAUCCACGGCCCCCAACCAUUCCCACCCCCCUUCUGUAUGAUACCCCACAACCCCGGGCCCUCGUUUGUGCCGAUUUAA